Messenger RNA from Seminavis robusta, 4741 nucleotides. Lineage: Eukaryota; Bacillariophyta; Bacillariophyceae; Naviculales; Naviculaceae. The record is from the annotation of a GenBank genome assembly.
CACAGGCCUAUCUAGUCCAUCUAUCUCUCCUUUUGAUGUUUCAUAAUUUGUGGAUCAGUGCCUGUAUUACUGAGUCAAGCAGCAAGACAAGAUGAUGGCUGAUACAAUGAAGAGCUCUGAGGACAAAGGUGAUCAUGCUACCGAAAGCAUUCCUAGGUCUGCAGCAGCAAAAGAAUCUGAAGAGGCUAUUGAUACCGCGGGAGAUACCGCUAAGCUAAUAGUUGGCACCGGAAUUGGGACCAACAGGCCCCCUCCUUACGUGCAAGAGAAUGGCAUGGAAGCAACUGCCGAUACUAAUGUCGGUAUCGGUGACCCUCCUCUGGCAGAACUUGUCCCACCUCUCCUUCUUCCACAUGUGGCAUCAAACACUCAGGUGGGUGCAGUCUCCAUCCAAGACGGCAACCAGAGUUUAUUGCAGCCAGGAGAGUUAUCUGCGGCUGUGGGACAACAGAACUUACAGAGCCCUUCAUUAUCGGGUGCUACCGGUACCAAUGUGCACAUUAAUAAUGAUACUGAAACCCUAGUGGAAGCCACGUUGGUCCCUGAAGAAAGUGUUCCGGGUAUCCCUCAGGAACAGUCUCCUCCGGGUACCGGUACUACUGAUAGCACUGGUACAGGUACCCUCCUGGUAGAGGCGGAACCAUUGGGCUUUCAUCUGAGCACACGUACAAGUCGAUAUGUCCUUAUAUUUGGGUUGUUGCUCUGUGCAGCUGUCGGUGCUGGCAUUGCAGCAGCAGCAGUAACUGUCAAUUCCAAUUCUGACCAGGCCAUACCUGAACCAACAAUAAUUGCCAACACCUCCGCCACUACUAAUGAGCCCACCACAGCAACAGCCAACAACACCAAAACGGAUGUGACUCUUCCACCACCACACCUGUCGACUUUGGCCCGCAUCAGACAACGAGGGGUGCUUCGUUGCGGAGUGGCACUGGAAGUAGUCAUGCGAGGAUUCCACCGUGAAGAGGGCGAGGAGAAUAUGAUGGAUACCGAAAUGUGUCGAUCCUUUGCCGCGGCUGCCCUGGGCCGGGAUGCUUACAAGAUUCGUAUCGUGCAAGUACCCUUUGAUCAACGGUCUCAAGCCCUCCAGGAUGGACAAGUGGAUAUGAUGCACAAUGCCUUUGGGUUGACCAUGGAUCGAGAAGUGUAUGACUAUAGCAUUGGAGCCGGGAUCAAGUUUGCCACACCGCAUACAUUCAUUACAUCUGGCUUUGGAGGCCUACAAGACAUGGUGGCUUGUGCCGACCACGGUUUGCGGCAUAUUCAGGAAUGUGCCGACUUGAGAGUUUGUGUCCUGCAAGGAACACGACAAAUGGAUACGUUGGCUCUGCAGUUGCCUCGCAACAAUAUUGUCGAGGUGGAUUCGUAUAACACAGCCUUUGAACAAUUCGUCAAUGGCACGUGCAAUGUGGUCUUGGUAGCAUCCAUUCUGCACUUCAAUGCCGUUAUGCGAGAGCACAACUACACCGGAGAGUUCUACCCUUCUCCUGGCGUGUUCCUCACGGAACCCUUGGCACCGGCCACGAGAGCUGACGACCCAGAAUGGUCCGAUUUUGUUGAUAUCGUCAAACUGUCGUGGUUUACGGCCGAACGGUACGGGAUCACUAGGGACAAUGUGGAUGAUGAGGCCGCAAUUCACAAAUUCAAACGACCGCUGGUAGUCGGGGCAGAAUUCCAGAACAUGCUGUACGAUGCCAUUGCUGUUACAGGGAACUAUGGGGAAAUGUACGAUCGGAGAAUCAUAUCAGAGCUGUAUCCGCGAAUGGUGUAUCAUUAUGGCGUGAACGAGUCCUGUAAUGGAUUUCUCGUGUCUCGUCCUUUUGGACGCCAGGAGGUAACGGGACCUCCUCCACGGAGUAAUGGCACAAUGGCAGGGAUCAUCAGACGGGGAAGACUGCGGUGUGGAGUUGGUGUGUCAUCAUCUGUGCCUGCAGUAGAGAAACAACAAGAACUUGCCGACGGGCUUGUGGGUCUUCAGGGGAUGGACGUGGAAUUCUGUAAAGCGGUAGCCUCCGGUCUUCUGGGUUCUUCCGAGACGUUGGAGGUAGUAAAGGUUACAAAUGACACAAACGGCUUUUCCCUGCUGCAAGACGGACAAAUCGACAUUCUUGCGGGUGCUCCGUGGAACAUUGAAACUGAAGUAAGAGAGCCCACCACUGGCGUUGGAUUCUCGUUUUCUCAGCCCUACUUCUACAAUACCCCUGUUGUGGACAUCGUUGGAAGCAACAUGCUAUCCAACCGUUGCCUGGCCACUCGGCAAUCCGAUCAUGAAUGGGCAACGGCAGUGAAAUGGAUUGUGGAAGCCAUUAUCUUUGCUGAAGAAAAUGGAAUCACAAAGGAGACAUCCAACAAAAUGCCUACUGUCUCUCUGUACGGAAUUGAACUCAGUCGCAUAUUUCGCGAUGCUGUGAACGAUGUUGGCAACUUUGCCGAUAUCUGGAACCGCACUGUCCCAGACACCAUUCCAAGAGAAGGAAGGAACCUGCUUUUUGACGGAGCGAACCCGUCUCCUUUGAUUCCAAUCAUACCAGGGUUGCUGGAAUACUAGCCAGUCAUAGUGAAGAAGAUGCCACCUCCGGGAGAGCCACUCCAAGGAGAGUCGGGAGGAUUCCUGCUACCAAUUAUGGCGUUACUGGCUUGUUCGGGGACAUUGGUGCUUUGAGGUUUGCGUCUUGAUGUGCCCGUCACAAUUGAUCUUGAUCAGGCUCUCAGUGGUUAGCUAGCAUUUGCCUGUAAUAGUAGCAUCACAUAUUGUUGAUCUCCAUGAAGCCUGAUAAGUUGACUGUUCGCAGCAUCUGUGUCUGCCUGCCCCAUCGAAGCUGCGGAGAUGACGAAAGACCGAGCGCAGAGAUCCUUUAAUGUCAUCUUGGUGCCCCCCAUCCAACACCCGCCAACCGUGUUGCGAAAGACUACGAGGCUAGCUCACGUCGUCACAAAAGCAAGCACGUCAUCGCAAGCGCUCUCCGAGAUACUUGGUUUGAAAUGCGGUCACCAAGUCGUCGAGGACAUCCUUCCAAAAUUGGUUCAAGACUUGAUCUUGAUGCUGAUUGGAUCGUCCACCCUUCUUGUUUUCCGUGACCAGAGGCCUUCGCAGGUUCACUCCUGCCGAAAACUUCCAAAUGAUUCGUUGGAGGAGGCUUUCGGCACUACAUUCCAUCUUGUCGGCUAUUUGCUGAACCGCCGUUCGGAGUUGCGAGUCUUGCAACAAUGUCGGAAUGAUGUUGCUGCAAUGAAAGUCCACUCCUUGUCGGCAAAUAUCUGGCAAACACAACCGUUCCAAAAAGAUGUCGGUCGAUGCUAGACGCGUCGUGGAAGCUGCCACGGCCUUUUCGUGCAUUCGUUUGGGAACGUCUAACCAAGUGGCGUCGUCGCCUUCCUGCUGCAAUCGAUCAUGCCAUGUUUGUGCAUACAGAUAGAGCAUGCGCACAUCGCACGACAUGCCACCGUACUUGGCUCGCACUAGCAUGGCCCAAAUAGCAAGUUGUAGCUGUUUUUGUGACGAUUGCUGAUCCUGUGGUUGCUGCUUUGUCACCACCGGGUCUGUUCCAUCAUUUUGUUUGUCAGCCUUGCUCGUCGUGUUGGUGUCCGAUUCCGUAGACUUGUCGAUGUCUGUUGUCACCUCGCGCACAACAAGGAAUGGGUUGGACAAGGAGGGCUUCGUGGAGUUGUUGAUUGGUGUCUGUCCUUGAUCUGCCGAGGGUGAUGAUGCUUCGUCGUCCGGGUCUUGGUGCGAAGAGAGAUGAUCCUGUACGGGACACGACGCCACUUCAUAGACAAUACGCAAGAGUCGCAACUGGAGUGCCCGAAUCACGUUCCAGCGACUAUUGGUGGACGCGGGAGUAUUGUCGCCCUCUGAUGUUGUAUCGAUAUCAAAGAAGCCCUUGCUAUGGGCGACCAUGGCCCAAAUAAGCAAGGGAUAAUCUGGAUGCAAAGUAGAGUCUUCCAAUACGAUAAUGGGCAAUCGUCUGAGGAAUUCGCCCAGUGCCUUAUCCAUGAGUUCCAUGGCGACGCGGACACUGGGUAGUGGUCGUCGUCUACGAAUGGAUUUUUGUAGAAUGGAUUUGAGUACGGGUACCGAAAGUCGGGAAUGUUUUCGAACCCAUCGAUGAUCGUCUUGUGUGGCAUUGGCAGGAAUGCCAUUGGAAGUGACGGAUACCGUCAAGGCAAUGGUAGUGUGUGGAUCGGUUUCCUUGUCCUUGAGUUUCGAGUCACACGACCAAAGAGGUGGUGGUUCCUGCUGUGGAUGGUUGUUAUCAUUGUCGAUUACCUGUAGGUUCCAAGAGAAUUCUAAGGAAUCCUUAUUGUUGGGGUCAUAGUGGAGUGUCAAGUGCUGUUGUACUUGUUUGGUGCUGUUUGCGGAAGCGAAAACUUUGCUGGAUUGUUGCAUCAUGUGGGCAAAUACGUUAGUUUGUUUCUUAUCGUCGGUGGCACUAUUGGGUGACGGCGUUGAUUCUUGCUGUUGCCUUUGGUGUUCUUGAGUGACAGUCUGUUGAUCAAUGGGAGGGAGUGGUGUUGGUUGUGGUUGUGAAUUUUCAGGUGAAACAAUGGAUGAAGCAUGGAGCAUUAACAAGGCAUGUCCCACAUCCAGGUUGUUGUGAUCUUCAAUAGUAGUUUUGCUGGUCAUUGCAGAAUCAGUGUUUUGAUGGGCCUCUGUACUACUAGACAGAUUGGGCGUGCAAGACUCUUCUGCUUUGUCAGAAUCCUCAUCUUGUUCCGUCUUGAUUGGACUAUCUAUACAUGUAUG